This is a messenger RNA of Scheffersomyces amazonensis, 759 nucleotides long. RefSeq lists its product as uncharacterized. The coding region runs from base 208 to 702 and encodes 164 amino acids. Gene Ontology annotation, cellular component: membrane. The record is from RefSeq and is a predicted model, not a curated record. The transcript has a single exon. NCBI's taxonomy places the organism in Eukaryota, Fungi, Ascomycota, Pichiomycetes, Serinales, Debaryomycetaceae.
AUAACACUUCUUGUUCUUACUUAUCUUCUAUACAGUUCAAUUUUUCCUCCGUAUUUCCUGUCUCCAGAUUUAGGAGUUCGGAAAAAAAGAAAAAGGGUGAGGCAUUAUGGCAUAUAAAUAGAUUUGGUAUAUCUUGAAAUUAGAUUUUUGUUGAUCCUAUCUAUUCUUUUAAUAUAAGCAUUUGCUUUGAUAUAUAUAUCAUUAGUCAUGUCAGAAGAUAAUCGUAAUAAUACAAAUCCUAACUCUCAUGCAGAGAGAUUCCUUCUAAUUCUUUUGGCUAUAGUCUUACCUCCAUUGCCAAUCUUCAUAAUUAAGAAAUAUUCUAUAUGGAAUAAGGAAUUUUUAGUAUCUGUUUUAUUAACAAUUUUUGGUCAUGUCCCAGGAGCUGUAUUUUCUAUUUACUACAUCCUUGUUGAGUUCCCAAGAUCUAGUUUACAAACUGGUGAAUAUGUCCGUUUACCUGAUGAUGAGGAGAGGAAUAUUACUGAGUCUACCACGAAUGCGAAUCCGACUGCAAAUGAUCCUGCUGCGCCUAGUUUUGGCGAAGCAUCUUUCCCUCCGGAUAAUGAUGCUGAACACCAUUAUGAAGCCAACGAGGGUUCUUCUAUACCACCUCCCAGUUAUGAUGAUGUUGCUUCAGCAUCGACAUCAUCUUACCCUGUUGAUUCUAAGCAAAACUUAGACAAUAAGGUUCAACAUUAAAGCAUAUAUAAACAUUGUGGCCUCUAUUUUGUCUUAAUAUAGUUUUAUACUAUUUAC